Molecule: messenger RNA, 1263 nt
Organism: Darwinula stevensoni
Lineage: Eukaryota; Metazoa; Arthropoda; Ostracoda; Podocopida; Darwinulidae
Source: the annotation of a GenBank genome assembly
GUUGAUGAAUUGGCACUUCUUCCAUAGGACAUUGUUGCUAGGAUGGUCCAGCAUCCAAAGCUAAGUAACUUCUUGAAUAUGACGGCGAUGAUCGUGGAAUCAUAUCCAGAGGGGAAAGCCUUUGUGACGAAGACGGUGGAGGAGCUACUCUUCAAAGGCUUCAAUCUGCCGUUCUUCGAUCACUUGAAUACAAUCUUCAGAGAACUGGGAUGGACGCCGGAUGAGAUUGAAGCCUUGUGGCGGGAAGUAUUACCGCGGGAUGCGAGGGAUUUCCGUUUCGCGUUCUACAGAGAUGCAGUGCGGAAUGGGACUGUGGACGGACCAUAUCUAAUCGGAACAGGAAAAGAGGAUCCCUACGAUUUUGGAAGGAUUCAUCUCUGGCAUGGAGAAUCUAAGCAUUACAUGAAGCCUUGGAGUUCAGAGGAAUGCAAUGCCAUCAAUGGCACUGACGGCACUUUAUUCCCUCCUCUCAUCCAUAAGGAGACCAUACUCCAAACUUUCGUAACCGACUUAUGCAGGUCCAUGAGUUUCAGGUACGAGAAGGACGUGGAAUUCGGGGUUAUUCUCGGAUAUCGCUUCGUUCUCCACCCUGACUCUGUUGCGUCCGUGAAGGUUCGACCAGAAAAUGAAUGUUUCUGCGUCGGCAAGUGCCUCGGAGCUGGACUUCUCGACGUCUCUAAGUGCUUCGAUGGCAAACCCAUUGUUAUGUCCUCACCUCAUUUCUUGAUUCCGGAUGGAGCAGGAGACAACGGAUUAAACAAAUCCCUAUUGGAUGGAAUUGCACCCAUGAAGGAUUCGCACGAGACCUUCCUCGACGUCGAGCCGGUGAAUGGUACCCUUCUCCGAGUCAAGAAGCGACUGCAAACCAACAUUAAGGUACGACAGGUCGAUGGCUACAAGGCAUUUGCCAACUUACCUGAAAUGGAAGUUCCUGUUUUCUGGACCGAAGAGAGUGCUGAGUUGUCCCAAGAAGAAUCAAAGGAGCAAAGGCGACGACCCAAACCGCCGAAACCGCCCAGCGGCUAUGGGUCCACCGAUGAGGAAACGCCCACAUGGGCUAUCGGUGUCGGCGUUGGAGUUGUUGUACUUGUUAUUAUUCUUAGAUGCAUCUGUAAGAAGUUAAAUUGACUCUGAUUAUAUGCACAGAUGUCAAGAUGUCCGUGCAUAGCCUUCCCGUUUCUACCUCGAACAUAUAUCUUGAAAAUAUAAAUUUCGAUGAGGUGAAAAUGCGAAGUCUGGAUGACUCCUUUACGCAUUCCUGGG